GGGGGGGUUAGUUUACGGCCUUUCCUCGUACUUUGAAGUUUCUUAACUUGGUUUGGGUUGGUAAUUUAUAGAACGUGGAUUUUGGAUAUUGAGAUACUGUCGAACCAGCCGUGAGGAUAAGUUAGUGUAUGAUCGAACAAGAAAAAAAAUGUCUCUGACGACUCUUUGUGCUAGUGGUGCAAGGACUGUCUAGGAGUCUCUGGAUCACUAUUUGCUGGUACUGUAACCCCAGGUAUAAUGUUGAAAGGUAUUUAUUCAGCUGUGCUUCUGAAAAUUGGAAUAGGUUUACAGAAGGUGGACAAGCAUUCUGACAUUUAACAAAUGUGGCUUUACUCAGAUGAAAAUACCUAGCCCUUCAGGGAUAACUGAAAGAGGCAGAAUGGAUAAUCAGCUCUGUGAAAAACUUGCCCAGUUGGUGGAAGAACUUACUACUUCAGGAGAACCGCAGCUCAACCCUGAAAAGAUAAAGGAACUGAAGAAGAUCUGCAAAUCUUCUGAUGAGUAUAUCGACCGUGUGUACCAUCUAGUUCUAACACAGCUUAAUAAAGAACAUGCAGAGAUCCGUUUCUCUGCUUUUCAGAUUAUCGAAGAAUUGUUUAGUCGUUCUCAUCUGUUCCGGACUCUGGUCAUUUCAAACUUCCAGGAUCUUUUAGAGCUCACAGUAGAGAUCAGUGAUCCUCUUCCACCUCCAAAGGCAGCAGCCAAGAAAUUAAAGACCACGGCCAUUAAAGCAGUGCAGCAGUGGCAUGAGAAAUAUGGAGAGGCUUACAAGAAACUUUCAUUGGGAUAUUACUUCCUGAAGCAGAACAAAAAGGUUGAUUUUCAGGAUGUCCAGGCAAGGACAGUGUCUGAAAGAAAGCGGGAGGAAGAACAUCAGAAGCGUCUAGAAAAUAUUUAUAAAGAAAAGAGCAAGAAAGCUGAAAAAGAAAUGGAAGAAAUGUGCCCUGAAAUCCAAACAUGCUUGACCGAGCUGGAAACCUGCUUAAGACUUCUGAUGCCAGACCCUUUUGGCUUUAAUAUUGAUGCAAGCACUGAGUCAGCAGUAAGCACUGCUAGUAAAUCAAGUAGCUCUCCUGCUCCACAACCUGCAUCUGACGAAAGUAUCCAGGCAGUUUCUGUGGGUCCACAUGAUGAAGAACCAUGCUGCAGCAAGGACCUCCCAGGAACACAAUCAAAGCAAAGAGCUAAUGAGAAUGGACACUCAGAGAAAGAAUCAUGUGAUGUGAAGCAAACAACAGAGGAUGAUGAAGACUCGGAGCCUGAGACUGUUGCGGGUGAAGAGGAUUUCAUUAGAAGUCAUGGGCUUAUUUCACACAAAUACUCCUUGGAUUUAGAAAUCUGUACAGAUUUAAGUGUACAAGAGUCUGAAGAUAACACUGCCAUCGUAGAAAACGUCAAGGACUUUGUGAAGCUGAUCACAACAAAGUUUCUUCCAUCUGUCAAUAGUUGGAUACAGGUUUUUACCAAAGCUGGUAAAAAUGAUGAUCGACUAAAGCAAGCUAUUGACCUGAAGAAAGCAAUUCACACAGCAAUGAAAAAGCAUGAAGAAAUGAAUAUCGAAUACAAGAAGAGGGAAAGGAAAGUAAUGAAGUUUGGUAAAGAUGGAGAUGAUGAUGAUGAUGAAGAUGAAUUUAUUGAAGUCCCAGAGAAGGAAGGUUUUGAACCUGAAAUUCCAGAACACCUGCGCAAGGAAUAUGGUCUAGAGUCUCUCAGUUGUGUGCCAGUGGAAAAGGAUAACAAGAAGACCAGCAUCAUUACAAAGUCUAAAACAAACGAGGAAGAGUUUGACCCAACCUGUGCUGCGGCCACGUGGAACCUCAUAAAAGAUGAGGUAUAUCGUAGAGCUAAUAGUGCAUCUGAAGGUACAGAACUAGCUUCUUUGGAACCCAGCAGCAAGACAGCAAAACGAGAAGAAGAGAAAGGCAUAGCUCCUGUUGUACCGUUUGGAAUUGAUCUAUACUACUGGGGAAAAGAACAACCUACUGCUGGCAAGGUUCUCAAAUUUAGUUCUCAGCAUCGUUUUUGGAAACCUAAUGAGUUAGAGGAGGAGAACGAAAACAAGGAAUUGGCUUCGAUGCUCAAAACACGAUAUAUUACAUUUGCUGGAAAGUUUGAACCAGUCAAGCAUAAAUGUUGUACGCCAAUGCCUGAUGGAAGACUUUGUGAGAGACAGGACCGGUUUAAGUGCCCUUUUCAUGGUAAGAUUAUUCCUCGUGACGAAUUUGGGAACCCCACCAACCCAGAAGACAUAGCCAGACUGGAUAAAGAGAAGCAGAAGCAGCAGAACACAGAGCCAGAAUGGCAGGAUCCUGAACUGAUGCGAGACAUAGAAGCAGCUACUGGUGUUGACUUGGGCUCUUCAAAAUGUGCUGAGAAAAAGGGCAAAGGAAAGAAGAAGAAAUAUCCAAACCUUACUGAUUUAAAACAACAGGCUAAUACCUCCCGCUCAAGGCUGGAGAAGAAAGUACUUAACAAAACUGCACUAAAGCGUGUAGUAGAAGCAAUGAACCGUCUGGACAAGAGAAGGCAUGAUAAAUUUUCAAACCAGUUUAAUUAUGCACUGCACUGAGAUACAGAUACGGCAUUUGUGGACUGUCAAGACAAGACUGUUUUGGACACUUCCUGUUACUGUGCAUUCCAGAUUAAAUUCACACCAGCAUUCUCUAUGUUAUAAACAUUUAUGAAUGAUAUAACCACUGCCGUGCACUGAAUAGUCCUGUAAUAUACUUCUGUGAAUGGCAAUAUACUAUGUUGACUGUUUUACAUUUUAUCUCAAAUCCAUAACACCUGGAGAUCAUAUUUGACUCUGUGUAUUUUGGCAGCAGCUGUUUUUAAGAAUGAAAUGUUUCUAAUGAAUAGCUUGUACAGACACCAUAAUGCACAUUAUGGAUUGUACAUUUUCUUAUUAAUGUGUUUAUAAUUUUUAGCUAACAGAUGUUACAACUCUUCUACCUUUUUUGAUAAUACUCUCAUCUAAACAAGCCUGUUUUCUUGUUUAUAUAAGUGGUUGUUUGCAGCAAUAACACAAUUUUUUUGGUAUAAAGAAAUAUUAUCAUACUGUUUGUUUUCAUCUUGAUGAGUAAAUAACAAAGGCAUCACCUGUGAGAUAAACCAGCAAAGGAAGCAGCUUAUGGUGAUUCAAAUCUCUCUUGCUGUACAGAAGACUACCAUACAGUGACUUACAUUUGCCGUUAUCUUCCAGUCACAUUUCAAUCCAGUUUUUACAUAUCUGUAGUCAGGAAACCAUUUAUUAAGCUAUUUUAAUUGUCAUAUGUUCAGGGUUAAUAUUUCACUGGCAGUGUGAUGUGGAAAAUAUCUUCAUAGCGUAAAAAGUGUGUAUUAAGUUUUAAAAAAAUGAAGAAAAAACUUUCCUUUGCUUGUGCUUUCCCUUAAGUGGCAUUUCCCAUUGUCAGAUGGGGGGUUUUCUUCACUGUUUUUAGCAUAUUUUUCUGGAGCAUUUUAUGUAUUAAAAUGUAAUUUCUUUUCCA
Protopterus annectens (West African lungfish) is the source of this 3488-nucleotide messenger RNA. It is a transcript of the gene UVSSA, whose product is annotated as UV stimulated scaffold protein A. Lineage: Eukaryota; Metazoa; Chordata; Ceratodontiformes; Protopteridae. The coding region runs from base 338 to 2569 and encodes 743 amino acids. Gene Ontology annotation, molecular function: RNA polymerase II complex binding. The record is from RefSeq and is a predicted model, not a curated record. Gene Ontology annotation, biological process: response to UV; transcription-coupled nucleotide-excision repair. Gene Ontology annotation, cellular component: chromosome. The transcript has 15 exons.